Messenger RNA from Durusdinium trenchii, 2487 nucleotides. NCBI's taxonomy places the organism in Eukaryota, Dinophyceae, Suessiales, Symbiodiniaceae. The record is from the annotation of a GenBank genome assembly.
AUGCCCAAGCGCAUCCGCCGGAAGCGCCCCGAGUCGUUGAGCUUUUGGGAUUUCCCGGCCUUGCUGCAGUUGUUAGACUCCCUGGACAUCAAGCGGAGCCACGGCCGCCCGUUGCUGCGGGCCUUGGCGGCCAAAGUCACCGAGCCCACGGCCGGAAGCGGAAGCGGAGCGUUGAGCUGGGAGGAGCUCGGUGUGACAGAGCAGCUGCUGUUCGAUUUGGGACUUCCGAGAAAGGCCUCCGAAGUGCUCACCAGGACGCGGCCCUUCAGCAACAAGUUGAGUACGGCCCUGACCUCUGCAGACCAAUCCACCUGUAAGAUGGUCAUCGAGCUUUGGGAUGGCCACAAGGUGGAAUCCGUGGUGAUGCGCCAUGAGGAUCGCACCACCAUUUGCGUCUCCUCGCAGGUGGGGUGCCAGAUGGGCUGUACGUUCUGCGCGACGGGUACCCUUCCAGUGGUUGGAGAUUUAGAUGCCGGGGAGAUCGUGGAGCAGCUGUUGAUGGCACAGCGCUUAGAAGCUCAGCAGGGCUUGGCCCCGGUGCGGAACGCGGUCUUCAUGGGCAUGGGAGAGCCAUUGAACAACUACGAUGCCGUGGUGAGCGCGGUGAAGACCAUGACGGAUCUCGGUCAGCUGGGCUCGUUGGCGUUGCCGCAAAGCCGUGUGACCAUCUCCACGGUGGGAGUGGCUCCACGUAUGAGGCAGCUAGUCCAGGAUUUGCCGGGACUGAGCCUGGCCUUGUCCCUACAUGCACCCACUCAGGAGCUCCGGGAGCGGAUCGUCCCCUCGGCGAAGCAUUUGCCGCUGGAGGAGCUGCUUUUGGCGCUGGAUCUGCACCUGGAGCAGAAGACAGCCCGAACCAUGAUUGAAUACGUCCUCCUUGCCGGAGAGAACGACAGCGAUGAGAAUGCCGCCCAGCUGGGGAAGCUGCUGGCGACCCGCGCGCGGAAGCUCAUGGUGAACCUCAUCCCGUACAACCCCACGGCGGCGGCCUUCCCGGGCGGCUUCUCCGCGCCCACGCACGAACGAGUGGAGCGCUUUCAGCAGAUCUUGGCGCACUUCGGCCUCAUGACCCGCGUGCGCCGGGAGAUGGGGCAGGACAUCGCAGGCGCCUGCGGACAGCAGCGUGGCCGGAGAGCGAGGGAGGGACGCGAAGAGAUCCGAAGGCUUGCGCUCAAGGAGCUGGGUUGGAAGCAAUGGCUGGGUGAACCAUGCGGUGUUUAUGCUGAGCUCAUCAUAUACUACCUCGACUUCAUCAACGAUGUCUAUCAGAUGUACACCUUCAUCGCCAACCAGGACUACCUCUUUGCCUUGGUCAUUGCCAUCUACGUUGGUGCCUCCACCUUGCGUUACCUCUACGUCCCCCACCACGAGGCUCUCGAAAGCGUGAGGCGAGGACGCCCCACCAGGGCGUGGAGAAGGAUUUUGUCUGCAGAGGCACAGAUUGAAGCCCCCGGCACCGGACUGGUGGCGCCCUAUGCCUUUUGCUUGACAGCGAACAUGACACCAUUGACCCUGUGCAGCGCUUUGUAUGGCCUGUAUUCCUCUAGCAAGCACAUUGGCUUUGGACGAAUGCAUUGGGAGCUCUGGGGCUGGGUGAUGGAAUUCCGAGCGGUACGGAAGUCCAGUUCAUGGACUCCGAUGCUCAUUUGGUACUUUUUGGCCUCCAUGUCCGAGCUGUGCACCUUUGCCAUCGUCAGCCGCACCUUCCAUCCACUCUUCACCUUGUUAUGCUAUGUCCUGGCUGCCGGCAUCAAUGCCAUGAGCGUGGCUAUGCGCCACAGCUGCAAGCAUGCAAUGGAUUGUUUCUUGCAAUCCCUUCGAUAUCCUUCGUGUGUGUUCUUUGGAUGCCACACGAACACCUGGUCCGUGGCCAUUGAGAGUGCAUUGCAGAAUCAGACGUUCGUUGUGGCACCAUACUUGGGGCCUGGUUUGCCCGCUGCGCUUUUUGUCAUGUUGCGUUUGUAUUUGUGGGUUGUUUUUUGCUUUGCUCUUUCUUUGCCACAUGGGAUUUGUUCUUGGCACCUGACAAUUGCACGACCAAUGGGGUGGCCAGUACUACAUGACGAGUUUAUUCUUCCUUUGGAGUCCAUGGCACGUGUAGUCCAAUCAUGCGUUUUGGAAGAGGACUGCAAUGGAGAGGAAAAUGGGCUGAACCCAGCAUGCAUUUGGAAGGGCCUGCUUCUGGCAUUGGCUGCUUUGACACUACCUGUUCGAUUCAUUGGAACGUUGUUGUACGUCAUCUCCUGGUUCGACUACGAAGAAGAACUUGACCUGGCACAGCAGUUGAUCCAAAAAUCGGAUGAGGCUGAAUCCUGGGCCGAGGAGCAGGCAAAACUGCAUAAGGAUAAGGAUUGUUUAGAGCUCUUGUUCUUAGUCCGAACCCCAGACGUGGAGGAUUCCGAACAAGACUUGUGUGGUUUGUUGAGCAUGCAAUCCGAUGUGACGGAGAUCAGUUCAGACUCAAGAAGCGACGGCCCCAAGCCUUGA